Molecule: messenger RNA, 1345 nt
Organism: Uranotaenia lowii
Lineage: Eukaryota; Metazoa; Arthropoda; Insecta; Diptera; Culicidae
Product: aldo-keto reductase family 1 member B1-like
Exons: 5
Coding region: 257-1213 (318 amino acids)
Cellular component (GO): cytosol
Molecular function (GO): aldose reductase (NADPH) activity
Source: RefSeq, a predicted model, not a curated record
CGCUCUUAGCCAGGGCCGGGCUACUUCGUUUGCUUCGUUCAAGCUGAUUAUCUUCUGGCUGGACUCGUUAUUUUUUCAUUCCCGCCGGCCGGCUGUUGAUUUGGAAUUUUGAUACAAUCGUUUGGUCUGAACCUGUACACAUAGAGUUCGAUUCUAGUCGUGCAUCCGUUCGGAACAACAUCCGCAGCAGCUCAGUGCAACCACAGGCCGACAAGUGAAUUUUCAUCCAACCAGUGCAUACAUAACAAACUCAACAAUGGCAUCCAAGGUUCCGGUUGUAAAAUUGAACAACGGCAAGACAAUUCCCAUUCUUGGACUGGGAACGUGGGGAUCUCCUCCUGGUGAGGUGGCCCAAGCUGUGAAGGAUGCCAUCGAUAUCGGAUACCGGCACAUUGACUGCGCCCACGUGUACCAGAACGAACACGAGGUGGGAGAAGGUGUUGGCGCCAAGAUCAAGGAAGGUGUCGUCAAGCGGGAAGACCUGUUCAUAACGAGCAAACUAUGGAACACUUUCCACCGUCCGGAUUUGGUGGAGGGUGCCUGCCGAACGACCCUCAAGAACCUUGGCUUGGAGUACAUCGACCUGUAUCUCAUCCACUGGCCAAUGGCCUACAAAGAAGACGGACCGUUAUUCCCUACCGAUGAGGACGGUAAGACGGCCUAUUCCGAUGUUGAUUACGUCGAUACCUACAAAGCCAUGGAAAAGUUGGUUGGAUUGGGAUUGGUUAAGAGCAUUGGCAUCUCUAAUUUCAACUCGAAACAAGUUGAGCGAGUGCUGGCCGCUGCAACCAUCAAACCGGCCAUGAACCAGAUUGAAUGCCAUCCCUAUUUAAAUCAGAGCAAACUGUCGCCUUUCUGCGCCAGUCGCGACAUCGCCAUCACCGCUUACAGCCCACUGGGAUCGCCAAACCGUCCCUGGGCUAAGCCAGAUGAUCCCCAACUCAUGGAAGACCCCAAAAUUGUAUCGAUCGCUAAGAAAUACAACAAGACACCGGCCCAAAUUUUAAUUCGCUACCAGAUCCAGCGGGGACAUAUCGUAAUCCCGAAAUCAGUCACCAAGUCCCGCAUCCAGUCCAACUUCGAAGUGUUUGAUUUCGAACUAACCGAGGACGAUAUCAAACAUAUUAACUCAUUCGAUUGCAAUGGUCGACUGGUUCCUAUUACGAGUGCUGCUGGACACCCACAUCAUCCGUUCGAAAAGGAAGAGUUCUAAAAGUUGGUUUCAGCAAACCCAAGUCCAAUUCGAGCUGCACGGCAUUUGAAAAGUGGUAAGUUAUUCCGAUAUUUACGAUGUUUUGAUUUUAAAAUGUAAUAAACACUAAGAGUUAUUAUAUGCUACACUAAA